AAGAUCAAAACACAACAUACAACAAUAAUUACUUGUUAAGUCGAUAUAUAGAAAUACAUAAAAUCUGCCAUUCGCCACCAUUAAAAUACACGCGCCGCCAGGAAACACCUCCAACCCCACCACCAAAAAACAUCAGUGACACAUCGCAAACUUACCACUAUCUUUUUUGUCCACAUAAUAAAAAAGAGAUCUGAUCAAUACCCACAACUUCAAAUCCCUCAAAACAUAAUAAAGUUUCAAACUUUAUUAUUAUAUGUAAGUUUAUAUAUAAUAAGUUGUUAUAUAUAUAUAUAUAUAUGAAUAAGAAGAGAAAAUGGGUGGAGUGACAUCAUCAAUAGCUGCCAAGUUUGCUUUUUUCCCACCAACUCCGGCGUCAUACACGGUGGAAUCCGACGGCAGUGGAGGGUUUGUUAUACCGGAAGUUCCCCGGAGAGAUGGUGUUGAUGUGUUGAAACUUAGAACUAAAAAAGGAAAUGAAAUUGUGACAGUUUAUAUUAAACACCCAAAAGCUUCUGCUACCCUUUUGUAUUCUCAUGGAAAUGCUGCUGAUUUGGGUCAGAUGUUCGAGCUUUUCGUCGAAUUAAGCCUUCGUCUCAGGGUUAAUGUUGUUGGCUAUGACUACUCUGGCUAUGGGCAAUCAACCGGAAAGCCAUCUGAGUGUAAUACAUACGCAGACGUUGAUGCGGUAUAUAAAUGCCUCAGGGAGAAAUAUGGUGUUAAAGACGACCAACUAAUCGUAUAUGGUCAAUCUGUUGGUAGUGGACCCACCAUCGAUCUUGCCUCACGUGUACCCGACUUAAGGGGUGUGGUUCUACAUAGUCCCAUCCUCUCAGGCCUGAGGGUGUUGUAUCCUGUCAAACGAACCUAUUGGUUUGAUAUAUACAAGAAUAUUGAGAAGAUCAGUUUAGUGACUUGCCCUGUUCUUGUCAUCCACGGAACAUCAGAUGAGGUGGUUGAUCAUUCUCAUGGGAAACAGCUAUGGGAGCUUUGCAAAAACAAGUAUGAACCAUUGUGGCUAACUGGUGGCGGCCAUUGCAACCUUGAAUUUUAUCCCGAGUUCAUCCGACACAUUAAAAAGUUUGUUUUGUCGCUUGGAAAGUCAAAAGGAACCUCCACCAGCUCAAAAACCUCAACAGCAGAUGUUGAGAACCAGAAGAAAGCAUCUGAAAGUGGCACAACGGCCACUGUAGACACGUUUGAGUUGCGGCCUGACCUUCCAGAAGUUUCUAGGAAUAGUUUAGAUAGUAGGCUUGAGAAGUCAAAGAAGCCAAACAAGCCUGAGAAGUCUCGAAUGAGUGUUGACAUAUUUAGAAGACGAAAGGGGUUGGUCUGGUGAUAUUUGUGGAGCAAGUUUCGUGUGGAUUGUAUCAUGAUGCUAAUACACUUUUUAAGGUAACUUUUUACAUAAUCAUCUCGCCCUUUUAAUGGCGUUUGGUAAUGAUUUGUUAUGAAAGUGAGUUGUGUCCCUGUUAGUAUUAAUGUGGUUCUCGAAAUCAUUUGUAUGUCAGCGGACAUUAAUGACAAGGUGUCUUGGUUUUAUUUAUCUUUUCUUUUAGUAUUCCUUUUUCACAUGUAAAAUGAAGCAUUAUAAAUGAAUAUGAAUUGUGUUGAA
Messenger RNA from Erigeron canadensis, 1612 nucleotides. Its product is annotated as alpha/beta hydrolase domain-containing protein 17B-like. NCBI's taxonomy places the organism in Eukaryota, Viridiplantae, Streptophyta, Magnoliopsida, Asterales, Asteraceae. The transcript has 5 exons. The record is from RefSeq and is a predicted model, not a curated record. The coding region runs from base 314 to 1336 and encodes 340 amino acids.